Messenger RNA from Orbicella faveolata, 1720 nucleotides. Its product is annotated as beta-1,3-galactosyltransferase 5-like. Gene Ontology annotation, cellular component: Golgi membrane. Gene Ontology annotation, biological process: protein O-linked glycosylation. Gene Ontology annotation, molecular function: hexosyltransferase activity. The record is from RefSeq and is a predicted model, not a curated record. Lineage: Eukaryota; Metazoa; Cnidaria; Anthozoa; Scleractinia; Merulinidae.
UCAUCAUGCAUGAAGUUGAUGCAUACAAGGACAGAUUUUAAGUGACACCACGAUUUGACACUACUUUGAGAAAUAACAGUUAAUUUAAGUCUUAAAACGCGCAGAUAGAUGAAUCACGGCGUUAAAAUUAAAUAUGUCACUAUCAACAGAAUGUGCCGCAGCAUUACUAUCUUUUAGAUACCCUAGUUUACAUAUAAUGAGCUAAAAUGAUGCAUCACGACACGCGAUUCACGGCUUGCCUUGCGGGUGUCAAUUUUAAAGUGAUGCGUGAGACUUCGCCAUAUUUCUGUUCUAAUCCAGAGGAACAUCGAAUCUUCAGGUUUAAAAUGCUUCACAAGUUGUAGUUUAACGCGUGUAUCGCUCGUGCUUUAGACCGGUGAUAAAUAAGCUUUGAUUUCCUCGACGCCGUUGAACCUAGACUCUCUGAAUAUAAAUUAUUUCGCUGUACUAACAGGCAAGUGAUGCACUGACGGGAAAGGUUUACAAGGCCAAUGCAGUUUGAUUUAUUUUACUCCGAAGAAAGCCUAUGCAACUUACCAAGUGAGCCGUGUGGUUAACUAGUAUCAGGUUCAAAAUAUGUGUCGCAAAUUAAAACAUUGUCUAGUAAUAUUGGGCUGGAAAACAUUAGCUUUGACGAGAAGGGAACUUCGUCUUCUUGCUGUAAUAAUGUGCACAGUGGCUUUAAUAGCUAUAUUGGUAGAUGGUGUGUUCGUGAAGUCGGACCACUCCACUGCACCUCCUACUUUUCCCAGCGGCUAUAUUCCUCGCCACGAUUGUACAUCUUGGAAAACAACUCCGCAGCACAAAACUACUUUGAUUACCAAGACUGCUUGUGAACGAGAUUAUUUCCUUCUUAUCCUGGUCUCGACUGCACCGGCAAAUUUGGAAAGGAGAAAUUUAAUUCGUGAAACUUGGGGUACUGAUAUCCAUCUGACUGCACCUGAGUGGAAGACAUACUUUCUCCUUGGUCAAACAAGGAAUCAAACACAAUCAGAUCUUCUUCAAACAGAAAAUAGCAUCUAUGGUGACAUGAUUCGUGCGGAUUAUUAUGAACAUUACUGGAACCAGAGUUUGAAGAUACAGAUGGCCUUCGAAUGGGCAGCCAGAUAUUGUGGUUUUUCUUACCUUCUCAAAGCAGACGACGAUGUGCUGGUUAACAACAAAGAUUUGAUUAAAUUCUUGCAAAGACGAACAACACCAAACAAAGGGCUUUUUAUGGGCAUGCUGCACCACAAUCCUAUAGUACGUCGAGAAGGGAAAUGGAAUGUCAGUUAUGAAGAGUACAAUCACACACACUAUCCAGAUUUCUGUAGUGGUGCAGGCUUUGUUAUGUCAUAUGAUGUUAUCGGGUGUCUGGUUGCUUUAUUUGAUGUGAUUAAGCCGUAUAGAAUGGACGAUGUUUAUGUGGGAAUGCUUGCAAACGAGUCCGGUGUGAUAGCGGUGGAUCAUAGCGGAUUCUAUAUGCCAAUUGAUGACUACGAUGAUUGUAUUUUUGUGCCAAACACUCUUGUUCAGCAUCGAGCUACUGAACAAUGUUUAAUCAAACUGUUACGUAUGCACGGUAAAGAUUUUCCUUAUGGCACAAACCUAGGAUCGUUCUUUUGAUGAUUUAUUUUGAGUUAUUCGUUUUUUUAGAUUAUUGAAAACAAAUUCAAUUCUUCUUGUCAGGAGGAAAUACGGUUCGUAAAUGUAUAAAAUUGCUACUGGACAAAUGUGAUGA